Messenger RNA from Pomacea canaliculata, 2860 nucleotides. RefSeq names its product scavenger receptor cysteine-rich type 1 protein M130-like. NCBI's taxonomy places the organism in Eukaryota, Metazoa, Mollusca, Gastropoda, Architaenioglossa, Ampullariidae. Gene Ontology annotation, cellular component: membrane. Gene Ontology annotation, biological process: peptidyl-lysine oxidation. Bases 302 to 1030 code for a protein of 242 amino acids. The transcript has 6 exons. The record is from RefSeq and is a predicted model, not a curated record. Gene Ontology annotation, molecular function: protein-lysine 6-oxidase activity.
ACACAGCAGCACCGUGUGGUCACCCAAGUACAGAGCAGGCUCUGGUCCUAUUCUGUUCAGUGGCCUGCGGUGUGUGGGGAACGAAACCAGCCUGGCGCAGUGUAGACACUCGUGGCUCUACAGACAGGACUGUGAACACUGGGAGGAUGUCGGCGUCGCGUGCAGCCUUACUCAGCAGUUAAGAGCUCGUGUGGUCGGUGGCACAGCAGAGGCGGGACGUCUGGAAAUCUUUCACGAUGGAACUUGGAACACAGCGUGUCGUUAUGGUUUUGGACAGAAAGAAGCUUUGGUAGCCUGCAGGAUGUUAGGAUUCAACAGUACAACAGCAGUAGCCGUGGGGUCAUCCAGGUACGGAGCAGGCUCUGGUCUUAUUCUGUUCAGUGACCUGUGGUGUGUGGGGGACGAAACCAGCCUGGCGCAGUGUCAACACCGGGGGCUCUACAGACACAACUGUGGACACUCGGAGGAUGUCGGCGUCAUGUGCAACAUUAUUCAAGAGUUAACAGCUCGUGUGGUCGGUGGCACAGUGGAGGCGGGACGUCUGGAAAUCUUUUACGAUGGAACUUGGAACACAGUGUGUCGCAUAGGUUUUGGACCGAAAGAAGCUUUGGUAGCCUGCAGGAUGUUAGGAUUCAACAGUAACAGUACUGGAGCAGCUGUCAGCCCAGUCAGAUACGGUCCAGGUGCAGGUUCCGUUCUCCUUAAGGACGUGGAAUGUCAGGGAACAGAAUCCAGUCUGGUGCAGUGCCAGAUCGGACUUCUUUAUCCCAGCAGCUGUGGCCACGAGCAGGACGUUGGUAUCAUCUGUAACAUCACUUGGGAAGAUUGGGGGACCUGGUCAGCAUGCAGCGCCACCUGUGGAGAUGGAACUAUGUCAAGGCAGCGCACGUGCAGCGUCACUCAAGGCGCAUGUCCAGGGGAGGCUACACAGACCGACACGUGUAACGUCACAGCGUGCUGUGGUAACGUCACAGUUCUUAUCGUUGUCGUUAAGGCAUCCAAGCAAUGUCACACAAACAUUUUACUGUGAAGACGAGUUGCUUUAUCUAGAAACAUUCAAUAAUUAUGUUCUUACUUCAACCUCUUACAGAUAUCAGCUUUGUAUAUGAAUACGCUUAUUUUGUGACAGUCUAUUGUCUCUGUAUAGGUGACGUGUGUUACCGGACCGUCCAGACAAGAUUACGAAAUUUAUUAGUGACCCUCACGUGCAUACAAACAAUACCAAGGGUACAGUCAGCGCACUUCCUCGCCGAGUUAUGUGGUGAGAUUACGAAUCCACCUUGUGUCCAGUAUUGGCAACACAAUCCUGGCAAGCCAGUCUUUCUGACUUGAACAUGACUAUCAGGAGUCGCGCUUACUAAAAGUAGAUCGGUUUGCGGCAAAUUCGCACAAAUAUGCGUACUUUGACUGCCUUGACAUUUAACAAAAUAACAACUGCUCUUCGCGAGAAACAAAUAAUUUUACAUGAUUAACCUGCUGUGGUUGACUUUUUAGAACGCUUACUCAAGUCACGUGGUGCUGGUCGAUGUUAACCGCACCUGUUUCCUAUCCGGGCAUUAAUUUAUUUCACGAUCCAUAAUCUGUUCCCACAUUGUGAGACUCCGUGCGCAGACGUUCACGUUAUAAACCACGUGACACAUUGUCUUUGUGUGAUGUUCAUUGUUGUACGUGUUGUACGUGUUGUUAAGAUCUGGGAACACCUGCACAAUUCUUGUUUUUAUUAUAAAGAGCUCCAUAAAAGGAAAGCCUUUAGUGACAUUUUAGUGGCGGUUAAUUAUGGCUGAGGGAAAAUGUGGGUGAAGGGAAGACGAUGGGUGAAUGUCAGAGGUAAUUACGAGAGUGUAACUGACAAACGCCAAACAUGUAACACUGCUGUUAUCAGCUAACAGGAUUAGUAUUUGUAAAAAAAGUAACUUUUUUUAUUAAUUCAAGGCAUUAGUAUUUUAAGUAUGUUUCAGGUUUUUUACUAAAAACUAUGGCUUUUUUUAAUAAAACAGAAAUACAGAAACUCCCAAAGUAAAUAACGCUAUUUAUUAAAUAGAAUACAAUGUGUACUACUGUCCACUCUAUCACAUUAUAAUACACAUUUAUUCUGAGCAAAAUGAAAAAAUCUAUUUAUCAAAUAGAAUCGUCUUUAAUUACAACAGCAUUCCUAUAAGCUUCCACUAUUUCUUUCAAACUUCUACUUUUACUUUCCUUGUCACGACGCUGACAUAAAAGACUGUAAUUUUAUUAUUUUGUCUCGUGUGUCGUCAACUCUCAAGUAUUAGCAAUGUUCAAUGUUCUUGCCAGACUGUUUUCUCCCCAGUUUUCUUUUGGUCAGCAGGAGAGGGAGGAGGUGCUUUGGACUCAACAGUGUGACAGUCUAAACAUCCACUGGUGGGCUGCCUUCAUUUCCCUUAAAACUGACAACAGGAAAUAAAUUAGACUUUUAAGAAAUGACUAUUUAAGUAAACAUCAAAAUGCAAAAUUGGAAUUAGAUUUUUGUGUUUUGAUUACAUUUUUUAUUUUUCUGUGUGUGCUUUUAUGUGUGUGCGCUUGCGUGCUUGAUAGUGCUUUUGUCUGUGUUUUUCAGUCUCUGUACCUGUUGCACUUUCUUUGGUGGAAUAGAAAGUUAGACAUGAGAUUGAAAAGCAGUAGAGCAAAAAAAAAAUUUUUUAAGCAUUUUGUCGUUAUCAUUAGUGAUAUAACUUAGUAAAUAUUCGCUGGGUGUCAACAAUAAUCAAAAUACCGUUCCCUUUGCAAUAUAGAAUAAUAAAAUGAAAUGGAAGCAAGUGGACAUUUGGAAAACAAAAUAGUUAUUUACAUUAAAAAUCUUCAUAUAUAUACAGUAUAUAUAUUUUUAAGACAUAAAAACCCC